AUGAGCUCGAGGGCCGGACCUUAUUCAAGAUUGACUGUCAAGCCCGGCAGCAGAGCGUCCGGAGCGUCGGAGAAUCCGAAGCGGCCUCAUGCACCGGACACCGCGCUAUGGCGUAGAAGAGCAUCCGCAGAGCAGCGCAACGCAGCGCCGCACGGCACCGCACCGCACCCUGAAGACGGGAACGGGCGCGCAGCAUUCAUUCAAGCCUCGCGACCCGACGCUGCACCUCGAGCUUCUCGAGGCUCCUUGACGCCUUCCUUCCCCUCACCAUCGUCUUGGCUCCUCUUCGCCCAUCGUCGCGGCGUCGGUCCAUCCGCUGACGACGCUGCUCAUCAUUCCCGUGACCAAUCUUCGUUUCAAGUCUCGAAUAUCUCGCGUCCAAGCAACCGAGGUCACCGACGUCCUCGUCGUCUUGUCGAUCGCUUCAUUAAGCUCCAGGCGACCUUUGCUGCAGCUGCACCACGUCACCGGCAUCUUCCCCCAUUCGACCUUGCCGAGUGGAGCGACGCUCGGCAUCCAGCAGGCGUGGCCAUGGACGUUCUGCGCAAGGUCAGCGGCGCAAGCGCCCGCGCCGUGCCUGCUUCCAACGCAGGCACCACCACUGCCGGCGGCUCAUCCAACAACGCCCCCGCGUCCACUGCCAGCACCGCUUCCGCUUCCAAUUCGCUGCUCAGCGCCUCCCCCGCCCGCUCGCCGAGAAGCAGCAUCUCGCGCGAUUCGGUCAAGGACAAGGAUGCCGCCUCCUCCCGCAUGGCAAAGAUGCGAGCCGCAAUGCACAUCGGCUCAGUGUAUGAUGACUGGCCAAUGUACUCGGCCAACGGUGACGACUACAUUGUCGGAGACGUGAUCGGCUUUGGUGCCUCGUCCGUCGUGCAUCAGGGCGUCUUCAAGCCGCUCGACAGGGCGUGCGCCAUCAAGGUCAUCGAUCUCGAGGCAUACGGCCGCGACACAGAGGAGCUGCGCAGAGAGACGCAGCUCAUGUCGCUCUCCAAGCAUCCCAACGUGCUGCGCGUGCGAGGAUGCUGGGUCAAGGGCGCCAAGCUGCACAUCGCCACGCGCCUCAUGAGCAGCGGCUCCAUGCUCGACAUCAUGCGUUUUGCCCAUCCGGAGGGCUUUGACGAGCUCGUCAUCGCCACGGUCCUCAAGCAUGCCCUCGAGGGCCUCAACUACCUCCACAUCAACGGCUGGCUCCAUCGCGACCUCAAAGCGGCUAAUAUUCUCGUGGACGACGACGGCACGGUGCUUCUCGGCGACUUUGGCGUGGGCGUCUUUGUCGGCGAUACGGACAAGUCGUCCGGUUCGGUCUCGAGCGAAGGCAAGCGCAAGAGCUUCGUCGGAACGCCGUGCUGGAUGGCACCCGAGGUGAUCGAACGCAAGCACUACGGCACCAAGGCCGACAUUUGGAGCUUCGGCAUCACCGCGCUCGAGCUCGCGCAGGGGCGCGCACCCAACUCGAAGCUCAACCCGGUCAAGGUGCUCAUGCGCACCAUGCAGGACGAGCCGCCGCAGCUCGACCGCACGGGUGGCGCGCACAAGUACUCGAAGCUCAUGGACGAUUUCGUGCGCCAGUGCCUGCAGAAGGACCCGGAGAGGCGACCCACGGCGGACAAGCUGCUCUCGCACGGCUUCUUCAAGCAGGCCAAGGCGCCCAAGUUCCUCAUCUCGGCCAUCCUCGCCGGUCUGCCGCCACUGGCGGAUCGGCAGGAGCGUCGCCGACUCGCCUCGAUCCAUUCGACGCAACACUACCUCUCUUGGGAUUUUGGCACCAUCAACAGCCGCACCGCCACGCCCAAUCUCGAGCGCCUCGAUCCGUUCCGCAAUUUCACCGGUGUGGUCUCGCUUCCGUCGCCGCAGGGAUCGGUGCGGUCCACCAAGCUGGUUUCGAUCGACGGCCACCACGUGCUCGCCACCGAGGAGGACGACACGAGCCUCAUGCGGCGAUUCAGCAGCUACGACGACGCGCUCGCCAAGGAGGGCGCGAUGCACGGCAGCUUCGGACGCCGUCGCGGCCGCUCGGUGGAUGCGCUGGGCCAUCGCAAGUCGGUUUCAUUUGAGGGCCAGGACAGCGGCGGUGGUCGUGCGGGAGCCGAGACGGAUUCGUUCGGCACCGCGGGCGUUGCGUCGUCGUUAGCGCCGAUUGGCGAAAAGGUGUCGCCGAUGGUGUCGCCCACACAGCAGCCAGCGGCUGCCGACGAGCCGACGAGCUUGCGGCUGAGCGCCGAGGACGCAGCGGCCGACGAUCAAGAGGCGGAUGCAGCCGCUCCGGAGCAGUCUGGCGAGAGGCAGGGCCUUGGAAGCGGUGAGGUGACGCUCAACGGAUCGUCGCAGGGCCAGAGGUCGGUGUCUUCGGCCACCACGGCGACGCUGGUAGCCAGUCGCGGCGACGACAAGGACGAAUCGAAAGAGGCUGCAACUGCCACUGCGCCGGCGCCCAACAUGCUGCAGCGCACGGCGAGCCGGUUGCGAGGCAACGGCGGGGAGGCGGCAUCGGGAGCACACCCCAAGCAUCACAAGCGCGAGUCGGUGUUUGGCAAGCUUUUCAAAGGCGCCAGCUCCGGUCGCAAGGAAGGCAAAGUUUGA
Messenger RNA from Moesziomyces aphidis, 2580 nucleotides. The record is from the annotation of a GenBank genome assembly. NCBI's taxonomy places the organism in Eukaryota, Fungi, Basidiomycota, Ustilaginomycetes, Ustilaginales, Ustilaginaceae.